Molecule: messenger RNA, 3085 nt
Organism: Equus caballus (horse)
Lineage: Eukaryota; Metazoa; Chordata; Mammalia; Perissodactyla; Equidae
Source: RefSeq, a predicted model, not a curated record
CAGGACACUAUGAGAAAGAAGGUAACUGUUGCCUUUAUCUUUUUCUAUUUUUCAUAAUAAUACUAAGAUUUUAUUUUCCUUUUUUGACUGUGCUAACAUUUGCACAGAUGGAACUAUAGAUUUCUUUUUUUGUUCAUUCAUUUACUAUACUGAAUCUUUGCUUUCCUCUGCAGCAGCUAAUAGAACUAUGGGGACAACUCCCACUGCUGCUUUCAAGGCCCUCAUGGAUGGAGUAACAAGCUGGGAUGUCCCCAAAGGCCCCAUCCCCAGUGAACUCCUUCUUACUGGAGAGGCUGCCUUCCCAGUGAUGGUGACUGUCAAGGGCCAGGUCCUCAUUGUUCCCUCCUCCUAUGGCCAAGGCCGCCUCGUGGUUGUGUCCCGUGAGGGCUACCUGCUGGAUGCUGGCUUGGCCCCAUUUCUUCUUAAUGCAGUAGGCUGGCUCUUUCCCUCCCCUGGGGCUCCCAUUGGAGAACCGUCCUUGGCAUCACUAGUAAACAUCCUGCAGGGCUCUGGGGUUGAGGCACAGAGUCAGCCAGAACUGGGAGAUGCCCUGGGGGUUUACUGCAUCAGUGCCUACAAUGACAGCAUGACUCCAGAGCUGACCCAGUUUGUGAAACGUGGAGGGGGCUUGCUCACUGGGGGCCAGGCCUGGUAUUGGGCCAGUCAGCACGGCCGUGACAAGGUGUUGUCCAGGUUCCCCGGGAACCAGGUGACCAGCGUGGCUGGAGUGUACUUCACCAACACCUGUGGAGAAAGAGGCCAGUUCAAGGUCUCUGAGAACGUGCCCAAGAUCCCACUCCACAUGAGGUGUGGGGAGGCCCACAGUCAGGAUCAGCAGCAGCUCCCGGAAGGGAUCUCAGAGCUGGACAUCAGUGGAGAGAGAAAACACACCCAACUGCUGGUUCAUGGAGCCCUGGCCUUUCCCCUGGGACUAGACAGCUCAUUAGGCUGCUUUCUUGCAGCUGCCCAUUAUGGCUGUGGUCGUGUGGUGCUUGGUGGCCAUAAGAGUUUGAUCCUUGAUCACAGGAUGGGCCCAUUUGUAGUCAAUGCUCUGCACUGGCUAGUGAGGAACCAGAAAGAGAUAAUUGGAUUGAGCUAAAAAAUGCAAGCACUGGGCACUAUGUUAUCAAAAAAUAACCUGGAGUGGAGAAGGGCAGACCUUCUGACCAGUGACUUGAGUGUCUUUUGCUGUGAAUCACUCGGCAACAUGGAUGUCAAGAAGGUGGAGGAAUUUAUUGCAGAAGGCGGAGGGUUGCAGAUUGGUGGCCAGGCCUGGUGGCAGGGCUACAAACACCAAAAUUCUAACUGUAUGUCUUAGUGUCCGAAGAACAAGCUCCUUACACGCUUUGGCCUUGGCAUCUCAGAUCAGCAAAGCAGUACAGGUUGCUUCCCAGUCCACAAUCCCGGGGUGAUAACCUACCGCAUCCGCAGAGCUCUCUCUCAAUUCAAGUCCAUGCUGUGCAAUGAAAGAAGAGGCAUAGACCAGAGCUGGCUAGAAAGGCUAAUGAAAGACUGUGCCUACAUGUUUCAAAUCCCAUAUAAGGGAAUUCCCAUCUAUGAGUCUGUGCACAAAACCAUCCCGGAAAUGAUCCGACAAAAGGGCUUACCACUCGUGAAUAAGGAAAACCCAAUUACUAGGGGCAGCUCUGAGGCCGUCCCGAUAUCCUUGGCCAGAGACCUGGCCAAAUUGGGAACUGACUGCUUUCUGUUGCUCUGUGAUCAGACUCUGUCCUUUCUAUGUCCCACAGAAUCUCCCAUCACCAUUGAGAUCAGUUCAGGUAUGGAAUUGAGAUAUGGGACACAUGAGUCAUGGCAGCAUAGGCGAGUUCAGGUGUGCGCAGGAGGUGCAAAAUCUUUGGGAGGGACUGUGGGGAUCCUGUGUGAAGCUGGAGCCAUGGUGAUGGGAAGACCUCAACCUUCUCCACAGUUCUUCUCCGACAACAGUAGUUCCUGGGUGGGUACUGGACUCUACUUACCUCAAGGACAAAUUGCGGAAGUUACGCUGUCUGAUGAUGCUGUCUCUGCUGACUUGAAGGUACUGAUCAACUGCUGCUCCAAUAACCUAAGUCUAGCAGAGACUUACUACCGGUACCCUGUGAUGAUGCACCAGUGCAGCUGGGAAACAACAAAGAUGUCCAUCUCCUGGCUCUGGGGGGGGGGCCUCCUCUACAUCAUUGUGCCCAGCGGUUUUAAACUGGGCUCUGUGCCUGUAACCAUCAGUGGAGCUGUGUCUGCUCCAUACUUCAAGCUGGGUAAGACAUCCCUGGAGGAGUGGAGAGGCUGUAUCCAGGAACCUGGCAACCUGGGAGAGUUGGCAACAGAGAACAUCAUCUUGACAGUGCCAACUGCAAACCUCUGGGCUGUGGAGGACCCAGAACCUUUACUCUGCCUCUGGGAUGAGAUGAUGCAGGCUCUAGCCAAGCUGGGAGCUAGACAAUUUCCUCUUCUUCAUCCUGAAAGGAUAGCUGCUGACGUAAAGAUCUCAGCUGGUUGGAUGCCUUCUGGGUACCCCACCACAUGCCAUGUGCAGCCAGUGCCUGAGUUCCUUGAUGAGGGGAUCAUAAGGUCCAAAGGCAUUUAAGCUCCCUUCCACGAGCUGGGCCACAACCAGCAGCUAUCCGGAUGGACUAUCCAUCCCCAUACCACUGAGGCCAUGUGCAACCUCUGGCCAGCCUACGUGAAUGAGAUGGUCCUGAACAUUCCCAGGGCUCAGGCCCACUCUGCUCUGGGACCUCAAAAUCGGGAGCAGAGGAUCAAAAUGCACAUGGACAAGGGAACCCCCCUGAAUGCCUGGAAGAUGUGGAUGGCUCUGGAAACAUAUCCUCAGCUCCAAGAGGUCUUUGGGUGGGAGCCAUUCAUGCAGCUCUUUGCUGAGUACCAGACCCUGUCUGGCAUCCCCAAAGACAACAGUGGCAAGAUGAAUUUAUGGGUGAAGAAAUUCUCUGAAAAGGUGCAGAAGAAUCUGAUUCCUUUCUUUGAGGCCUGGGGCUGGCCUGUCCAGAAGGAAGUGGCUGAUAGCCUGGCCUGUCUGCCUGAGUGGCAGGAAAAUCCCAUGAAAUCAUAUACACUUUACAGAAAGGAGUGA